CCGGUACAACUUUUGAUCCUUUCAAGGCAAGGUCUUUAAGCGAUACUAACAUGAUCAAAACGGAUACCGGUCAAGCUCGAUAUUUGUAAUGUGCGGCUGAAUGCGCUACGUGCAGUAUGCACUUUCAUUGUCUUUCUACAUCACUUCUUCUUUUCUCUUUUCACAGUAUUCUGUGCACUUUUACUGCGAUUUAUCGCAGUCCACUCGUUAUUGCGUCUUCGUCUUGGUCUUUAUAUAUCUCUUAAUAUGUAUAUUUUAAAAAGUCUUUCGCUACUUCGUGUUGCCGCGGUGUUAUCCCGAAUAUCUGCUGCCUUGCCACAAGCACAAGCAAAAGCCGCUCGAGAUACUGCUCCCUGCGUAGCAUGCGGCAAAAUUGUUAAUUCUCCAGGUAUGUAGAGCUUUGUGCCGAUAUAUGUGAAGAACCUCAUAUUUAAUCUCGCACAGAAUACACCUUCCCUGCUAGCCUCGCGUACGAAUGUCUCACGAGUGUUCCCUUCAAUCCCGCGGUCGCAGUUCGCUUCCUAGACUACUUCAAUGAUACUCUUCAAUUCCAGAGCACCUUGUCUUACCUCAAGAACCCACCUACUAGUUACCAACAACCCGCAGUCGACUUGUUGAAGGGUCUUGAAGAUCUCAAGAAAGGGAUCGAAGGAGGAAUCUUCCCUAAUCAAUAUGAAUUCGAAGCAGUAUUACAGGCACUUUUACUUGCUUCACACGAUGGCCAUCUCACUUUGGACGCGGGUAUACUAGCAGCUUUCCGUUUUGCAAGUCCAUAUGAUUUGGUUACCCUUUCGAAGGACGGAAUACAAACUCCGAAAGUUUAUUUGACUCAUGACUUCGCGCAAAGUAAUGCUUUUAUAAAUUACACUCUAUCAGCAGUGGCCUCAAUCAACGGAGAAGACAAUUUUUCGUACCCCAAAAGGUUCGCUACCAAAAACGCAAUAGGGCUGGUGGAGCAGCAUGCAGAUUGGAACUCGUUAAUGCGCAGUGCUGCUCAAGACAAUCAAGGCGAUAUUAAUAUCUUUGGCGGCCGUGUCACAUGUGAGUUGUUCCUUUUCUUUCGCGUUUGUAAUCAAGGCUAUCAAAUCAUCUUUCUAUCCUAAGAAUUCACCUUGCUUCUAUAUUUGUUUCACACCUUUGAAAUGUUGCGAGAGGUGGCAAUACUAACUUCAAGAUCUUUUGUAGUCUACUUUGGAGACACUGUCACAUUCGUUCUUGAAAAUGGGACUCAAAUCCAUGAUGACUGCAUCGCCAUCUACUACAGCCCUGGUAAUGCUGGACCACUGGAGACAGGGGGGUACGUUCACUCCAAUGGAAAAUAACAAUAUGUAAACUUUGACUAACCUUUCAUUUAUUAGAGAUUUCUAUAAUUAUUUUGUACUCGGGAUUCUACCGGAUUCAUAUGAGGAUUACUUGGUGGACAACAACACCCAUAAUAUCACUACUCCGGCAGAUGAAAUGUCAUUGGAAACGUCUUCAGACCCUUUGCCCACUACAGAUCCAGAUACACCUGUAUCAGCCACUUCAGAUGAUAGCAGCCCAGCUCCCACCUGCGCUGGUUCAUUCAACAAUGCUGCUUACCCGACUUGUCCUAAUAUCUCACAAGAAUGGGGAUAUACUGGUGAUAAGUCAAACUCUUGAUUCUCUGCUCCUUUGGCUGAUCUUUGUCGUUAGGAUAUUUCCUCAACGAUAGCUCUAUUGCAGUGCUCGUUCUGCCAACUUUUGAUUAUGAUGGUAAAGCAAUCGACUCGUUCGACCUGACCAUUGCAAACUUUCUCAAACAAAGGUGAGACUCGUGUCGCUUGCGAAUGCUGAUAUUACAUACUAACUGCGCGCAGCCGAAGCGCGAUUUUGGAAAAGGUGGUGAUUGAUUUACAACAAGAUAGUGGGGGUCAGAGUCUUCUUGCGAUUGCUGCAUUUAGGCAUUUUUUCCCUAACAUUGACCCAUACGUUGGGUCUAGAAUGAGAGCUCAUCCUGCCGCAUACGUAAUGGGGAAAUCCAUCAACGACAUUUUCGUGGAUAUAAUCAAUGGUCCUGACCCAUCCACGACUGCAGACGACGAGACGACAGAUGAGGACGCAAUAACCUUGAAAGAAAUUCUUUAUGCUGACGAAUUUGUUUCUUCUGAAAGGAUAAAUGCUAAUACUGGAAAGUUAUUCUCGAAUUGGGACGCUUUCUUUGGUCCCAAUGCGAGUGGAGGCGAUAAUUUCACGUUACAACCUCUCGGAUGCAUAUUUUGACAAUAAAGCCACGCUGGAUGAUCAAGAUGCAGUUGUUGAUGAUUUAGAACCGGACUAUACUGUCUUUGGAUAUGGUUCAAAUAUUCCCCAAUCAACUAUUCCUCCCUAUGCCGCUGAGGACAUUAUUAUUGUAAGUGCCAUUUUGAUACGUGCUUUCUCAUUUUAAGCUAAGCUACAUGUCUAACAUUUUAAAGCUUUCGGACAGGCUCUGCUCAUCUGCUUGUACUUUAUUUAUGGAGAUGAUGCAUCAUGAAGCAGGCGUCAGAGUCGUUGUUGUAGGUGGACAGCCCAUCAAUGGUCCAAUGCAAGCAGCAAGUGGCACAAGGGGUGCCGCUGUCUAUACAAUCGACACCCUUGAUGCCCAUACAGAACUUGCUAGGUUCAUUCUCAACUUGAGAAACGAUUCUGAUGCAGAUUUUCUCCCUAAUCGCACGGAAGAACGCGGAUUCUCAAUAAAUUCGGCUUCCAUCAAUCUUAGAGAUCAAGUACGCAGACGAGACCAUUCCGCUGCAGUUUGCCUAUGAAGCUGCAGACUGUCGUAUAUGGUAUACACCACAAACUUUCUACAAUUAUACCGCAUUGUGGAAAUAUGCGUCAGACUCAAUAUGGGGUAGCAAGAACCUCUGUGUUUCGGGAUCCAAAGGAUACGCCGCCACCGGAUCUAACAAGACAGACUUUGUUGGCCCAGAGUCAUCCAGUAGCAUUAGUACAGUCACUGUUAAAGAUAUUGUGAGCCACCUCACCAUAGAUGGCACCGUCAAAGUCCCCUAUCUGAAUGACGGACUGGAUGAUUUGCCACCAAACCAACAAACUACUGGUUCAAACCCCCCCAUACGAUGUCAAAUUUCCACAGACUGCCCUAAAAAUAUGAAUUUCGUUUGUGGAGAAGUCUUGUCGUGCGGCAAUGGGACUUGGAAACAACAGAAACAGUGCGUGAGUAACUGUAACAGAGAUCGGACUCCAUGCCCAGGACCAGACAUAAACACGUGUCAAUUCCACAAAAAUAUAUGUACCGUCGCUUCAAAGCCAUGUGGCAUCAUCAAUCAGGCGCCCUUAGGCCAAGGAUCUUAUACGUCAAAAUUGGGACAGUUGAAACCCGGAAUUUGUCUUCCCACACAGAAACGCUGUGCCUGGUCAAAAAUGCGAGCAAAAGCCAACCAGUGGCGGCGUGCAAACCAUUCCGGCAAAAUACAACGUUGUCAAAAACAAGGGCAUCAUCUGAACACAAAGGCUUGGUGGGGGAAAAAGGGAUUUUCUAUUGUGUUGGCAUAAUUGGAAGGCUUCCGCUGAGGUCUGAACCCUUUAUUUGGAUCUUGUACGAUAUCUGAAAAUUUGUAAACAAUGUAUAAUUGAAAUUGUGGAUUUUGAUGCCUUUCACUUUCUGGUUCAGUUGAUAUUAGGGUUCUGUACAACAAAUACCGGCCCCAGUAGACAAGAGGAGGGGCAGGUUUCUCUUUUUUCUAUUAGCGUAGGUUGGCUCAAAGUAUUCAUAUACUUCAAAUAUUUUAGUACAAUGCCCUUGAUUGUUCCAAUGGUUUCGGUAAACUGAUUGCAUUGUUCGAAAUAACUCUAACAACAAAAAAGACGAAUCAGGUUACGCUACUGUAAUAGAAAACAAAUAAAACAAUUCGCAGCCACUUCUCUAAUCCAUGGAUGGGUAUAUAUGUAGAUUUAGGCAGUAGCGCAUGUCAGAACCUUUUUAGUAUUCCUAAAAAUCACGUUUUUAAUACAGGUUACGAAUAUCGCUGUAUAUAGUACCAGACAACCAGUUCCUUGCACUGCCACAAUCUUAAGGCAAAACAAAAAAGGUAACCUUCCAGAUUGGUCCAACUUUUCAUGUAUCAACAAGGAUUUUCUAGCGUUACUAACGCUUACUGUACCUGAUGGCAACCCACCUUCCGAUGGACGAUAAAUACCUAGGUGGUCUGCAUGGCAAUGUAACCAGACCAUGUGUGUCGGUCAAACCACACCCAAAUUAUACAUAUCUAAACAGCUUGAGAUUGGAAGCACCAACCAAAAAAAAGUACGUACUUUGUGGACGUUUGAAUUUCGAUGCUAGGGUACUGUAGAAUAGUUUAGUCCCUCCUGAAUUCUCUCCCCAUGAUAGACUUUCUAUGUCAACGCAAAGAAUAUCAACUGAUAAAUUCCAGUGAUGUCUCCAAGCUCCCAAGACGAGCUUCAUCGAUACAUUUAUACCCCGCUGCCAGGAAAUACACGUUCAAUUCGCGUUCUUAGUAUAGACUCAAAGCCAGGGGAGACAAUACGUUGUUCUUUCCGAGUCCUGAAUCUCGAUAACAAGCCAAUCUACGACUGCCUGUCAUACACGUGGGCCCACCCCCUGUAUCAAGCCAUUUGGAGAGAAGAUGACAGGAGAAUCAUCGAUGACAGCCCAACCGAACUUAUAAAAUGCGAAGGAAAGGCGUUCAAGGUGGCAGAGAACCUAUAUGAAGCCCUGAAACAGCUUUGCAAGAAAAAGUGGAGUCUUGAUGAACAUGGAUACUCUGGACAAAAUUGCAUCUGGAUUGAUGCAAUUUGUAUCAAUCAAAAGGAUGAUGUGGAAAAGAAGCCACAGUUAGAGAUGAUGAAAGACAUAUACUGUGGUGCCGAAAAUGUAAUUGCAUGGUUAGGCCCAGACUCAGACGAUCCUGAGGCAGCCAGGUUGGGUGUUGCUAUUGAUGUUCUUGAGAGGCUUGCAUCUAUUCCUCCUUCCAGGCGGAAUGUAUAUUUGCCAGAUAAUCUCUUCGAUGGUAGUAUCUGGGACACUCUUGGUAUGGAACCCAUAUUUGAAGAGGAAUGGCUUCACUUCGCAGCUUUCAUUCUCCGGAGCUGGUUUAGCCGUAUUUGGGUUGUGCAAGAAUGA
Molecule: messenger RNA, 5101 nt
Organism: Hymenoscyphus albidus
Lineage: Eukaryota; Fungi; Ascomycota; Leotiomycetes; Helotiales; Helotiaceae
Source: the annotation of a GenBank genome assembly